Prunus armeniaca (apricot) is the source of this 261-nucleotide messenger RNA. NCBI's taxonomy places the organism in Eukaryota, Viridiplantae, Streptophyta, Magnoliopsida, Rosales, Rosaceae. The record is from the annotation of a GenBank genome assembly.
AUGUCUUACCUACAACAAUUCAAUAUUGUGAUAAAGUACAAGAAAGGAACAACUAAUAAGUUGGCAGAUAUGUUAUCUAGACCACCUACACUAGUUAGUUCCGCAUUGCUGGUUGCUAUGCAAAUCCAACUCAUUGUUCCUUCUGAAUAUGCUAAAGGGUAUGACACAGAUACUGGUUUCAACUUAGCCUAUGCCAAGCUACAACAAGGAAAGACUAGUGAGUUCCAAUUGAAGGAUGGACCAAUGUACAAAGGAACAUAA